Molecule: messenger RNA, 2346 nt
Organism: Brassica rapa (field mustard)
Lineage: Eukaryota; Viridiplantae; Streptophyta; Magnoliopsida; Brassicales; Brassicaceae
Product: BTB/POZ domain-containing protein At3g03510
Molecular function (GO): protein binding
Source: RefSeq, a predicted model, not a curated record
AAACUACGUUUUAACAUCUAUACGUAAUACAUGCACAUGAUCGACUGUAUUCAUUCAUCUAUAAAAGGUAAUGAACCGAUACCAAUUUUGUUUGUGUGAUGAAUCUGCAAAUCAUAAAAGAGGUUCUUGAAAGCUAAUUGGUUCCAUGAUUACAUCACAAAUAUAUUAAACAUUGGUUCUUCAUUUCUUUUUAAGUUCAGGAAGAUCCAAUUAACAAAUGAUUUGUCUCUCUAAAAUACAACGUGUCAGAGUGAAACUAUAAAGCAUGAUAUAAGGAAAAAGAAAACUGGUUAAUAGAAGUACUAUUAAUACAGAUUAAAUCACAUAUUUAACCAGAAAUAUCGGUAAAGGAAUAAAACAGCUUACUUAGGAGUUAACGUUUUUCACUUGAGAAAAUCCCACAAUAUCAUAACAAUACUUCCUACAUCUCUGCAUGAACCACAUUUUUCUUCUAACGUUACUUUUUUUCUUUCUUCUAUAGCUUUUGACUUAAUCUUCAGUGUUGAAGAAUUGCUUUUCUCUUCCUAUUCUCUGUUUUUCUCCAUCGUUACAUAGUUCCGUGAACCACAAGCUUGUAUUCCUUCGACAACAAGUUAGAGUCACAAUCUCUUUCGAUUAAACAGAAAGGCUACUACAAAAAUGUCAGAUGGAUACUCGAAGAACACUAUGACCCGAAACUCAAAGCCACCAGAUCUUGAACUCUACGUGAAAGGAGUCCCAUUUCAUCUUCACAAUGAAACUUUGGCUAAGAAGUCUGCCAAAGUGACAACACUACUCGAGUGUAAGAAGAUCGAUGAACUGCGGUGGAUCCUCAAAGACAUUGACGUGGAACCGACAACCUUCUUCCUCGUGGUUAGAUUCUGCUAUGGCUACAAGAUCCAUUUAUCAUCUGAAAACAUCCUCUCUGUUCUCUGCACCGCUUAUUACCUAGAGAUGAACGAUGAUCACAUCUCUAAUAACUUGCUGAACAAGGCAGUAACGUUUUUGGAACAACGACUUCUUAUGAGCUGGAACGAGACGGUGAAAGCUCUUGCUGUCUGCAGCGACAAGAUUCUUGACAAAAUCUCUGUUGUUGGACUCACUGAAGUCUUCUUAGACUCUCUUCUCGAAAAGGCUCUCAAAGAUCCUAGUUUACUCGAAUAUCUUACUACGUUACCUCUUAGGUUAUAUGAACCAUUGAUCCAGGAAGCUAGUAAGCACAAUGUCUCGGUCGAAAACCUCGUGGAAUCGGUCUACAACUACGCGAAAAGAUACGUUUUCGAGAAAUAUUCUGGAGAUGAAAGCGUUUCAAGAAACAAGAGACAAGUUCUUGAAGCUGUUGAGAGGCUUUUGCCUCACCAAAGAGGAGCUAUCUCCUGUGGAUUCUUGUUCAAAUCUCUUAAAGAAUCGAUGUUUCUCGAUGCUUCUCCUGACUGUCGAAAAGGGUUUGAAGAUAGGAUAAGCAAACAGCUAGAUAUGGCCACAUCAAAAGAUCUUAUGAUUCUAUUACCAAACAAAGUGGGAGGAGGAGCUUAUGACACCAACCUCUUGAAAACCAUUCUCCAGAGCUUCUACAGUAACUACAACGUCUCUGACGUUUCGAGGUUUGUGAGCGUAGCAAGAAUGCUUGAAGAGUUUCUAUUGGAUGCUGCAGCGAGUGAUGCUGGUUUAAGUGUAGAAACGUUCAAGGCGUUUGGAGAAAUAACGUUUGCUGCGUCUUGCGAUGUUUUGAGAUACUCUGAUGGAAUCUACAGAGCGGUUGAUGUGUUCUUGGAGAGGCAUAGAGAUGAUCUGACUGAAACUGAGAAGAUGGAAGCUUGUAGAGUUCUUGACUGCAAGAAGCUUUCGCCUGAGGCUUGUGAGCAUGCUUCGAAGAAUGAGAAGCUUCCGUUGAGGAUUGUUGUGCAGGUUUUGUUCUUUGCUCAAAAGCAGAUUCAGGAUAAGGUGGCUAGAGAAAUGGAAAGUGUAGAGGAUAAAGAUGACGAUGAUGACAUUGAGGAUAUGAAUAAGAAGCUGCUGAGGCUUGACAUUGAGUCUGAUUACAGUGAGAAAAGAGAGAUUGAGAAUCUUGAAUGUGUUGUUCAUUGCGUGAAGGAGAAGAAAGAAGAGAGGAAGAUAAGUGUGUGGAGAGAAGUGAAGAGGAAGUUUGGUUGUAUGACUUCUUUGACUGUGGAUGCUUGCAAUUGUCACAUCAAGAAGAGGAAGAAGACUUAUCAUCACUACAAAUAACAACUUUACUCUAUUCUUGUUCUGUUACAAUUUUACUUUUAUUCUGUUUUUUUCUCUGUUUUGGCAAAGUCUCCUGUUUCUGACUUUUGCUCUAUUUAAUUUUCCUCAUAUUUUGGCCGGGGGGGGGGGGGGGGGGGG